ACAAUGUAAGAUAAGUGGUGGUGGGGGAAAUCAUCUGAUAUUUGUUUUGAAAUUAUGACAGAAAUUUUACUGUUGUCAACCUCCAAAAUUAAAAUGACCAAAGAAUAAGCCAGAAAACUGGUGAAGCUUAUCCUUAUUAUAAUAAGAGACCGAAUGGUAAAACUAUAGUUUAAAUGUAUUGAAUUGCCUUCUCGUAUAAAGAGUUGAAGAUGGUGAAUCAUGAAGCUUAUGAGAUUUAUCCUUUAAUUUCAUUAUCUAGCCAAGUUGAAUCAGUGGCUGCUUAUGAUGACAAUCUUCUUAUUGGAACACGACAAGGAUUUCUAUUUAUGUACAAUGUAGAAUCAGGUACGGAAGAAAAGUAUAAUGUUCAACUGAUGAGAUUGAAUAAAUCUUUCAGUAAAAAAGCAAUUUCCCAAUUAGAAGUAGUUCCUGACUAUCAGCUACUGAUAUGUCUCACAGACAAUAUUGUACAAGUUCAUGACAUUAAUUCUAUAAAUUUCAAUUUAAUAACGCAAAUUCAACGUACUCGGGGUGCCACCUACUUCACCUUGAAUAUAAGGAGGGAGAAGUCCUUGACUGGUGGUGGUGCUGUCCUUGUUCGGAUGGCGGUUGUUGUAAAAAGAAAACUACAGCUCUAUUAUUUGAAAAAUAAUGAAUUCAUGCAGUUGGGUGAAGAUAUAAACUUAAGUGAGGUUCCAAGAAGUGUUAUUUGGUCUCAAGAAUCACUUUGUAUUGGCUAUAAAGGGGAAUAUGCUCUUGUAGAGUUGACUGAUAAUAAACAUUCUGAACUAUUUCCAACAAGUGGGAGUCGUUCCAGUGAUCCCUGCAUGGUUAAAGUUUCAGAAAGAGCAUAUGCUCUUUGUAGAGACUCUCAAACAGUUUUUGUGAAUGUUAAGGGUGAAACAGAAAUUACUACGGCUCUCAGAUGGUCAGAUGUGCCUCUUGCAUUAGCUUGGGAUGAACCAUAUGUUCUGGCAGCCCUUCCAGAUAAAGUUGAAGUUAAAACUCCUGAUGCAGCAGGUCUUACCCAAACUUUGAGUGAGAUGACCAAAGUGAGAUUUUUAGUAUCAUGCAAUCAAGGACGUGUAUAUGCAGCUAAUUUAAGUCAAGUUUGGGCUAUAACUAGUGUCAAUAUUGCAAAACAGAGGAAACUGUUACUAGAUUCUAAACAAUUUCAAUUAGCUCUCAAAUUAACUGCAAUUUCUGAUGAGUGUGAAGAUGACAAAAGAGAAAAAGUUCAUCAUAUACAGACUCUAUUGGCCUAUGAUCUCUUUUCUAACAAACAAUUUCAUGAAAGCAUGAAGGAAUUUCAAAAAUUGAAAACUGAUCCUUAUGAUGUUAUAAGACUUUUCCCUGAGCUUUUACCUCAUCAAAGUGGAGAGAAUAAUCCCCUUGCCGGUCCACCAUUGGUUGGUAAGGACUUGGAAACAGGAUUAUUGGCCCUCAUAGAUUAUUUGACUGAUAUAAGACACCCUCUUAAACUGGAAGUGGCAAAUAAUAAUGAUGCAAAGAGUAAAACUGCUUUGCAUUUACUUCAGAUUAUUGAUACUACCCUAUUGAAGUGCUAUUUGCAAACAAAUGAUGCUCUUGUGGCCCCUCUGUUGAGACUGAAUUAUUGUCAUUUAUCAGAAGCUGAAAAGGUAUUAAGGAAAAUGGGGCGACAUAAUGAGUUAGUAAUAUUGUAUCAAACUAAAGGCCAGCAUCGUAAAGCUUUAGAGCUGCUUAAAUCUGAAAAAGCAAUUGAGAGGACAAUUAAGUAUUUGCAGCAUUUAGGUCCAGAUCAGGUUGGUCUCAUUCUGGAAUUUGCAAAUUGGGUGCUGACUGAAGCUCCAGAGGAGGGCCUACGUAUUUUUAUCGAAUACAAUCCAGAUGAUGAGCAACCACCAAAGCCUCGGGUUUUAGAUUUCCUUCUGAGAUCUCACCCAAGUGUAGUCAUUCCUUACCUUGAACAUGUUGUCCAUGUGUGGAAAGAUACUAAUCCAUUAUUUCACAAUGCAUUGGUGCAUCAGUAUAGGGAGAGAUCAAUGCAAGAACAAACUGAUGUAUCUAGACGCUUGCUGUUAGAAUUUUUGGAAAAGAGUCAAAACUAUAUUGCAGAGUCUGUCCUGGCACAGUUUCCAAAUGAAGGUUUUCUCGAGGAAAGGGCUGUGAUUUUGGGCAGAUUAGGAAGGCAUGAUGAGUCGUUGGCUAUUUAUAUCAGAGUAUUGGGAGAUAUUGAAAAAGCAUUGAAGUAUUGUGAAAAGGUGUAUGAUGCAAAUAAUUCGAAAUGUAAAGGGGUUUAUGUUUCUCUCAUCAAGCAAAUCUUAGACCCAGACUCAUGUCCCCCGCCCAGCAGUAUUUUGUCCCCGAAAACUGCUACACCAGAUGUGGAAUUGGCUUUGAAAAUCAUGGAUGAACACGCGACCCAAUUAGAUCCCAUUGAAACACUUAGUUAUUUACCAGAAAAUGUACCUAUUGGAAGAAUUCAAUCAUUUCUGCUUAAGGCUCUCCACAAAUCUAUAUCAGAAAGGAGAAGAGCCCAACUGCUGAAAGGGCUUUUAUAUGCAGAGCACCUGCAAUGUCAAGAGUUGAGAUUUAGGUUGCAAGCUCAGAAAGUUUUGAUUACUGAACUUAACGUCUGUCCAGUUUGCAAAAAAAGGUUUGGAAACCAGAGCGCUCUGGUGAGAUACCCAAAUGGAGAUGUUGUUCAUUAUUCUUGUCAAGAUAAGUAAUCAUCGAUUAUUUCAAUGCACUUACCAAAAAUUUAUAUAUAAAUAAUAAAAUUUAUUCAUAUUUAUACAUAUGUAUAGAAAAAAAAUCAACUAAAAUAUAUUAUACUGCCCAAA
Messenger RNA from Coccinella septempunctata (seven-spotted ladybird), 2825 nucleotides. RefSeq names its product vam6/Vps39-like protein (gene Vps39). The transcript is spliced from 10 exons. Gene Ontology annotation, cellular component: membrane; cytoplasm. Gene Ontology annotation, biological process: autophagy; vesicle-mediated transport; endosomal vesicle fusion. The record is from RefSeq and is a predicted model, not a curated record. NCBI's taxonomy places the organism in Eukaryota, Metazoa, Arthropoda, Insecta, Coleoptera, Coccinellidae. Bases 210 to 2711 code for a protein of 833 amino acids. Gene Ontology annotation, molecular function: protein binding.